CGGAAGCGCCCGGGGGGUGGGCGCGCCCGGCCCCUUGCUGCGAUUUGGCGGCGGCGGUGUAAGUCGGUGGCGGCGCCGGUACGCCUGGUCCCCGCGUGGAGUCUUUACUCAAAACAGCUCCCACCUCAGGCCAAGAUGAGGAGCCCUUCAGAAUAGCUGCUGUCUCUGGGAGGACCCGGGCGUCCUUGGCAGCCCAGCUGCUCUGGACAAAGCCCCGCCAGUCAGGCCUCCGCUGGCAGGAACCAUGGCAGAGGCUGGGGAUGCUGCGCUAUCGGUGGCCGAGUGGCUGCGGGCGUUGCACCUGGAGCAGUACACGGGACUCUUUGAGCAGCAUGGCCUGGUGUGGGCCACAGAGUGCCAAGGCCUCAGCGACGCCCGCCUGAUGGACAUGGGCAUGCUACUCCCUGGUCACCGCCGCCGCAUCCUGGCUGGCCUGCUCCGUGCCCAUACCCCACCGGCCCCUGCACCCCGCCCCACCCCACGGCCUGUGCCCAUGAAGCGCCACAUCUUCCGCUCACCAGCUGCACCCGCCACUCCACCCGAGCCGCUGCCCGCCACUACAGAGGAUGAGGGGCUCCCCGCUGCCCCACCCAUCCCGCCCCGGAGGAGCUGCCUUCCGCCCACCUGCUUCGCCACCCCGUCCACAGCUGCCCCAGACCCUGUGCUGCCCCCGCUGCCUGCUAAGCGGCAUUUGGCAGAGCUGAGCGUUCCACCCGUGCCGCCCCGCACCGGACCCCCCCGCCUGCUGGUGAGCCUGCCCACCAAGGAGGAGGAGUCAUUGCUACCAUCAUUAUCAUCCCCUCCCCAGCCACAGUCUGAGGAGCCCCUGUCCGCCCUCCCCCAGGGGCCUCCCCAGCCCCCCUCUCCACCUCCCUGCCCCCCGGAGAUACCUCCAAAGCCUGUACGCCUCUUCCCGGAAUUCGAUGACUCUGACUACGAUGAGGUCCCAGAGGAGGGGCCGGGGGCCCCAGCCAGAGUGAUGACCAAGAAGGAGGAGCCCCCACCGAGCCGAGUCCCACGGGCCGUGCGCGUGGCCAGUCUGCUGAGCGAGGGAGAGGAACUGUCUGGGGACGACCAAGGGGAUGAGGAAGAGGAUGACCACGCCUAUGAGGGCAUCCCCAAUGGCGGAUGGCACAGCAGCAGCCUGAGCUUGUCCUUGCCCAGCACAAUUGCUGCGCCACACCCCAUGGACGGGCCACCUGGGGGCUCCACCCCCGUCACACCAAUCAUCAAGGCUGGCUGGCUGGACAAGAAUCCACCGCAGGGAUCUUAUAUCUAUCAGAAACGAUGGGUGAGACUGGAUGCUGAUCACCUGCGAUACUUUGACAGUAACAAGGACGCUUACUCUAAGCGCUUUAUUUCUGUGGCCUGCAUCUCCCGCGUGGCUGCCAUCGGGGACCAGAAGUUUGAAGUGAUCACAAACAACCGGACCUUUGCCUUCCGGGCAGAGAGUGAUGUGGAGCGGAAGGAGUGGAUGCAGGCCCUGCAGGAGGCCAUGGCUGAGCAGCGUGCCCGGGCCCGGCUCUCUAGCGCUUAUCUGCUGGGAGUUCCAGGCUCAGAGCAGCCUGACCGUGCUGGCAGCCUGGAGCUUCGUGGCUUCAAGAAUAAGCUGUACGUGGCCGUGGUCGGGGACAAAGUGCAGCUCUACAAGAAUCUAGAGGAGUACCACCUGGGCAUUGGCAUCACCUUCAUCGACAUGAGCGUGGGCAACGUGAAGGAAGUGGACCGGCGCAGCUUCGACCUCACCACACCCUACCGCAUCUUCAGCUUCUCUGCUGACUCAGAGCUAGAGAAGGAGCAGUGGCUGGAGGCCAUGCAGGGAGCCAUCGCCGAGGCCCUGUCUACCUCGGAGGUGGCCGAGCGCAUCUGGGCUGCAGCCCCCAACAGGUUCUGUGCUGACUGCGGGGCUCCUCAGCCUGACUGGGCCUCCAUCAACCUCUGUGUUGUCAUCUGCAAGCGCUGUGCAGGGGAGCACCGUGGCCUGGGCGCUGGCGUCUCCAAGGUGCGGAGCCUGAAGAUGGACAGGAAGGUGUGGACAGAAACACUUAUCGAGCUCUUCUUACAGCUGGGGAAUGGCGCUGGGAACCGCUUCUGGGCAGCCAACGUGCCCCCCAGUGAGGCCCUGCAGCCCAGCAGCAGCCCCAGCACCCGGCGGUGCCACCUGGAGGCCAAGUACCGUGAGGGCAAGUACCGCCGCUACCACCCGCUCUUUGGCAACCAGGAGGAGCUGGACAAGGCCCUGUGUGCUGCAGUCACCACCACAGACCUGGCUGAGACCCAGGCGCUCCUGGGCUGUGGGGCUGGGAUCAACUGCUUCUCGGGGGACCCUGAGGCCCCCACGCCCCUGGCUCUUGCAGAGCAGGCAGGGCAGACGCUGCAGAUGGAAUUCCUUCGGAACAACCGGACCACAGAGGUGCCUCGGCUGGACUCGAUGAAGCCCCUGGAAAAGCACUACUCAGUUGUCCUGCCGACCGUGAGCCACAGUGGCUUCCUCUACAAGACCGCCUCUGCCAGCAAGCUGCUACAGGAACGCCGGGCCCGGGAAGAGUUCAGCCGGCGCUGGUGUGUCCUUGGUGAUGGGGUCCUGAGCUACUUUGAGAAUGAGCGGGCAGUGACCCCCAAUGGAGAGAUUCGGGCCAGUGAGAUUGUGUGCCUUGCAGUGCCCCCUCCUGACACCCAUGGCUUUGAGCACACCUUUGAGGUGUACACGGAGGGAGAACGGCUGUACCUGUUUGGGCUGGAGAGUGCGGAGCAGGCUCAUGAGUGGGUCAAGUGUAUUGCUAAGGCAUUCGUGCCUCCCCUAGCCGAGGAUCUGCUGGCCCGGGAUUUUGAGCGGCUCGGACGCCUACCCUACAAAGCUGGCCUGAGCCUACAGCGGGCCCAGGAGGGCUGGUUCUCUCUCAGUGGCUCGGAACUCCGCGCUGUCUUCCCGGAGGGGCCCUGCGAAGAGCCGCUGCAACUACGGAAACUGCAGGAGCUUUCCAUCCAGGGGGACAGUGAGAACCAGGUGCUGGUGCUGGUGGAGCGAAGGAGGACACUGUACAUACAGGGCGAGCGGCGGCUGGACUUCAUGGGUUGGCUGGGGGCCAUCCAGAAAGCAGCUGCCAGCCUGGGGGACACGCUGUCGGAGCAGCAGCUUGGGGACUCGGAUAUCCCGGUGAUCGUGUACCGCUGUGUGGACUACAUCACGCAGUGCGGCCUGACCUCGGAGGGCAUCUACCGCAAGUGUGGGCAGACAUCGAAGACACAGCGGCUGCUGGAGAGCCUGCGGCAGGAUGCGCGCUCUGUACACCUCAAGGAGGGCGAGCAGCACGUGGAUGAUGUUUCAUCGGCGCUCAAGCGCUUCCUGCGCGACCUGCCUGAUGGGCUCUUCACUCGCGCCCAGCGCCUAGCCUGGCUGGAGGCCUCAGAGAUUGAGGACGAGGAGGAGAAGGUCUCCAGGUACCGAGAGCUGCUGGUGCGGCUGCCCCCUGUCAACCGGGCCACAGUGAAGGCCCUUAUCAGCCACCUGUACUGUGUUCAGUGCUUCUCAGAUACGAACCAGAUGAACGUGCACAACCUGGCAAUUGUGUUUGGGCCCACGCUCUUCCAGACAGAUGGGCAGGACUACAAGGCUGGCCGUGUGGUGGAAGACCUCAUUAACCACUAUGUGGUGGUGUUUAGUGUGGAUGAGGAAGAGCUCAGGAAGCAGCGGGAGGAGAUCACUGCCAUUGUGAAGAUGCGCGUGGCUGGCACUGCCAGUGGGACCCAGCAUGCCGGUGACUUCAUCUGCACAGUGUAUCUGGAGGAGAAGAAGGCAGAGACUGAGCAGCAUAUCAAGAUCCCAGCAUCCAUGACUGCUGAGGAGCUCACCCUGGAGAUCCUGGAUCGCCGGAAUGUGGGCAUCAGGGAGAAGGACUAUUGGACCUGCUUUGAGGUCAACGAGAGGGAGGAGGCAGAGCGCCCCCUGCACUUUGCGGAGAAGGUGCUGCCCAUCCUGCACGGGCUGGGCACGGACAGCCACCUGGUGGUGAAGAAGCACCAGGCCAUGGAGGCCAUGCUGCUGUACCUGGCCAGCCGUGUCGGUGACACCAAGCAUGGCAUGAUGAAGUUCCGUGAGGACCGCAGCCUCCUGGGCCUGGGCCUGCCCUCAGGUGGCUUCCACGAUCGCUACUUCAUCCUCAACAGCAGCUGCCUGCGGCUCUACAAGGAGGUCCGGAGCCAGAGGCCGUGGAGCGGGGCCCCUGAGACCAGUCACCGGCCUGAGAAGGAGUGGCCUGUUAAGAGUCUCAAAGUCUACCUGGGAGUGAAGAAGAAACUCAGGCCACCCACCUGUUGGGGCUUCACAGUGGUGCAUGAGACAGAGAAACAUGAGAAGCAGCAGUGGUACCUCUGCUGUGACACACAGAUGGAGCUCCGGGAGUGGUUCGCUACCUUCCUGUUUGUGCAGCAUGACGGCCUGGUGUGGCCCUCAGAGCCCUCACGCGUGUCCCGGGCAGUGCCUGAGGUCCGGCUGGGCAGCGUGUCACUGAUCCCCCUUCGAGGUAGUGAAAACGAAAUGCGCCGGAGUGUGGCUGCCUUCACCGCGGACCCUCUGUCUGUGAGUGGCUCUCCAUGCCUUUGGGCAGGGGGCUGGGGGCCUGGCUGGGUGCCUGCCUUCUACUCCACAGUAGAUGAUUGCCCUGAUUGCCCUCCCCGAUUGCCCUCCGGCCCCCUCCCUCCAGCCUCGGUGGGGACCCUCAUAGGCCUCUUUGGUUCACACCAUUCAAAGGAGCCCCUUCUGCCUGGCCCUGGAAGCUGGGAGUCCCCUCUGCCCGGCCCUGGGAGCUGGGAGCCUGGCUGACUGGAGUGCUCCCCGGCUGGUGGUGGAGAGUGGCUGCAACAGCUUCAGCGGGGCGCCGGCCCCUCUGGGCCUUCACAAAAUGCCUGUGGGUCUCUUGCCUUCCUGCAGCUCCUGCGCAACGUCUGAGCACAGGAGCCCAUCCUUGGCUCUAGGAUUCCGACGCUGGAAGCCUUCUGUUCAGACACCCCUUAUGCUCCAAGGCCUGGUGUGAGCCAGCAGGGGGUGCAUGGGAAACUGCACCCCACAACCCACAUCCUCCAUCCUGACUGCAGCAUGGGGUUCCCCGGCAGGGGUGGGAGGCAGCAGGGUCAGCCUGGGCAGGAACCUCUCCCAACUCUGUCCAGGUGUUCAGACCUCUUGGCCCAACCUGCUCAUCCCACCGGGUUCACUGUCCUUGUGGGGCUGGAGAGAUGGGCAUAAGUCAGGAACUUGGGAGGACCACCACCCUUUCAGAGGCGUGAGGCCCUGGGGCCCUGCCGGAAGGGAGCCCCCUGCUCCUCCCAACAAACUCCAGAACAGCAGAAAGUGGGUGCUCUAGAGGAGCACUCAGCUCAGGGGGAGGGAGCUCUUGGCUGAGCUUCUAUAGGACUGAGCGCUGCGCUUUGGGGACUUCAGCCUUCCUUCCAGUCUGGGCUGACUAGGGGGUCCAGACUACCUGAUGCCCCUUCCCCGAUUUGGGGACUUUUUGAUAAUAUAAAUAUAUCUGUAUAUUUUACCCUA
Pongo pygmaeus (Bornean orangutan) is the source of this 5542-nucleotide messenger RNA. RefSeq names its product ArfGAP with RhoGAP domain, ankyrin repeat and PH domain 1 (gene ARAP1). The transcript has 34 exons. Lineage: Eukaryota; Metazoa; Chordata; Mammalia; Primates; Hominidae. The coding region runs from base 245 to 4822 and encodes 1525 amino acids. Gene Ontology annotation, cellular component: plasma membrane; cytoplasm; trans-Golgi network. Gene Ontology annotation, molecular function: protein binding; GTPase activator activity; phosphatidylinositol-3,4,5-trisphosphate binding. Gene Ontology annotation, biological process: positive regulation of GTPase activity; regulation of cell shape; signal transduction. The record is from RefSeq and is a predicted model, not a curated record.